AUAACGCCUCGCACGUGCUCUUCAAAACCCCAACCCCAAGCCGCCUGCCCCUUUAUAUAAAUAUCUUCUCUUCACUCUCUAUUUCUUAUUUGAAGUAGAAAAACGAAACUUCUAUUUGGAUACGUGUUUAACUCUUAUAUUCUUCCAAGCUAAGCUUUCGCACCAUGUCGGUUAAAACUGUCAAAGUCAGCAAUGUUUCUCUGGGAGCAACUGAGAGAGACAUCAAGGAAUUUUUUUCAUUUUCUGGUGACAUUGAAUAUGUUGAAAUGCGGAGUGACACUGAACGAUCUCAAAUCGCAUAUGUAACCUUCAAAGAUUCACAAGGAGCUGAAACAGCAGCUCUCCUUUCGGGAGCAACAAUUGUUGAUCUGUCUGUCACCAUAACUCCGGAUCCAAGUUACGUGCUUCCCCCCGCUGCUUCAGCAGCUCUUGGAACAGAAAAUAAAAAUGGUGGUGCUGAAUCUGCUUUGCGGAAGACAGAGGAUGUGGUCAGUACCAUGCUUGCUAAGGGAUUUAUAUUAGGCAAAGAUGCUGUCAAUAAAGCAAGGACUUUUGAUGAGAAGCACCAAUUGACCUCAACAGCCUCAGCUAAAGUUUCUUCUUUUGACAAAAAAAUUGGGCUCAGUGAGAAGAUCAGUGUUAGCACUACUAUUGUGGGUGAUAAAGUCCGGGAGGUUGAUCAGAAGUUCCAGGUUUCAGGAAAAACCAAAUCAGCACUUGCAGCUGCUGAGCAAAAAGUCAGUAGUGCUGGGUCUGCCAUGAUGAAAAACCGCUAUGUAUUUGCGGGGGCAUCGUGGGUGACAGGGGCUUUCAAUAAGGUUGCAAAGGCUGCUGGGGAUGUUGGCCAGAAGGCAAAAGAGAAAGUGGGAAAGGCUGAAGUAGCUGAAGAAGAACAAAAACAAAAAAUGAUGGAUGAUUAUGUCCAGAUUCACCAUUCGGAGCCUCCAAAAGCAUGGGUGCAACCGAGUGAGCAGCAGCAGCCGCCUUCCAAGCCAGGACCUCCACCAGCACAAGGUUUGGUCCUCUAAUUUGUAAAUAGGCUGCAACAUUUGGAACUCUUUGAUUUACUUUGUUUUGUUAUACUGUUAUGGAGUGGUGAAUGUAGGACAGAUUGUUAUGAUUACAUUAUAGGGAUGUGCUUGCAUGAAUGUCUUGACUUUUUUAUUUUUCAAAUAUUAAUAAAUCAUGUUAUUUGUAUAA
Molecule: messenger RNA, 1200 nt
Organism: Mangifera indica (mango)
Lineage: Eukaryota; Viridiplantae; Streptophyta; Magnoliopsida; Sapindales; Anacardiaceae
Product: binding partner of ACD11 1-like
Exons: 5
Coding region: 165-1028 (287 amino acids)
Molecular function (GO): RNA binding
Source: RefSeq, a predicted model, not a curated record